Molecule: messenger RNA, 2077 nt
Organism: Polypterus senegalus (gray bichir)
Lineage: Eukaryota; Metazoa; Chordata; Cladistia; Polypteriformes; Polypteridae
Gene: slc40a1
Product: solute carrier family 40 member 1
Exons: 8
Coding region: 150-1802 (550 amino acids)
Biological process (GO): iron ion transmembrane transport
Cellular component (GO): basolateral plasma membrane
Molecular function (GO): iron ion transmembrane transporter activity; peptide hormone binding
Source: RefSeq, a predicted model, not a curated record
AAAUACCGGACAGCCGCGGUGCGUUGCAGCUUUCCGACUUGAGCUACAGUGCUGGCUACGGGCGGAAAGACCCGCGCACCGCGACGACCCGAAAAACCCCAAAGAGACGCACAAGACACGGACGAGUGACAGACAAGCGGAGCGGCGACAUGGAGAGCCAGCGCCGGAGCGAAACUCUGGCGGACUUCUUCACUUCGGCCAGGUUCCUCAUCUACGUGGGCCACGCGCUCUCCACCUGGGGUGACAGGAUGUGGCACUUUGCGGUGUCCGUUUUUCUGGUUGAACUAUAUGGCAACAGCCUGCUGCUGACCGCCCUGUACGGGCUGGUGGUCUCUGCCUCCGUCUUGCUCUUGGGAGCCGUCAUUGGUGACUGGGUGGACAAGAACCCCAGAAUCAAAGUGGCCCAAACCUCCUUGGUGGUCCAGAACACGUCGGUCAUCCUGUGCGGGGUCCUGCUCAUGGUGGUCUUCCUGUACAAGGCUCAGCUGAACGUGUUGUUGGGCGGCUGGCUUCUGACCGUCUGCUACAUCUUCAUCAUCACCAUCGCCAAUGUGGCCAACCUGGCCAGCACCGCCAUGGGCAUCACCAUCCAGCGAGACUGGAUCAUCGUGGUGGCUGGAGAGAACCGCAACCGGCUUGCAAAUAUGAAUGCCACCGUACGGGUCAUCGACCAGCUGACCAACAUCCUGGCACCCAUGGCGGUGGGGCAGAUCAUCACCUUCGGCUCGCCGCUCAUCGGCUGCGUGUUCAUCUCCUGCUGGAACUUGUGCUCCAUGUGCCUCGAGUACUACCUCCUGCGCCUGGUGUAUCGCAAGACCCCAGCCCUGGCAGUCAAGGGUGGCAAGAAAGAUGCUGAGAGCAGUGAGGAGCUCCAGCAGCUCAGCACUGGCAAAGAGCUGGACGCUAAUGGCCAGCUGGCCAAAGAGGCCCCGGCCACAGCAGGGUGCUGCCAGCAGGUGGCAGAGCCAUUCCGCACCUUCCGUAACGGAUGGGUGGCCUACUACAAUCAGUCCAUCUUCCUGGCUGGCAUGGGGCUGGCGUUCCUCUACAUGACCGUGCUGGGCUUCGACUGCAUCACCACCGGCUAUGCCUACACCCAAGGCCUCAACGGCUCCAUCCUGAGUCUCCUGAUGGGCGCCUCAGCCAUCACGGGCAUCCUCGGGACAGUGGGCUUCACGCGGAUCCGCAAGUGCUGUGGCUUGGUGCGCACCGGCUUCAUCUCGGGCGUGCUGCAAUUCUCCUGCCUGGUGCUGUGUGUCGUCUCAGUCUUCAUGCCUGGCAGCCCCCUGGACCUGAACGUGUCACCCUUCAAAGACCUGCUGCGCCACCUGAUGGGCGAGCCCUCGCUGCCAGAGGCGACCCCAACGAGCACCGAACCCUACGGCUGGAUGAACGUCUCCACCGCGGCCCCGGACGAGAUGAUGCCCGAGGUCGAGUCCUACGUGUCCGUGAGCCUGCUGUUUGCCGGAGUCAUUGCUGCCCGAUUCGGCCUGUGGUCCUUCGACUUGACGGUGACCCAGCUCAUCCAGGAGAACGUCAUCGAGUCGGAGAGGGGCAUCAUCAACGGCGUCCAGAACUCCAUGAACUACCUGAUGGACCUCCUGCACUUCAUCAUGGUCAUCCUGGCGCCCAACCCCGAGGCCUUCGGUCUGCUCGUCCUCAUUUCCUUCUCCUUCGUGGCAGUGGGCCACAUCAUGUACUUCACUUAUGCCUACCGAUGCCUCCGGAGCCGCCUGUUUGUCUGCUGCGCGCCAGAGAAGGCGGGCGAGGGGCAGCCGGCGGACGAGUGCGAGAAGGCGUAGGGGGGGCAGCCGGCGAUCCCUCGUGUGGACAGGCGCUUUAGGGGCUUUGGACUUGUCGUGUGCAUCUCUCUCGGUGUGGUGCCUGUGGUGUCUUUCUACGUCGGUGGCAGUGACAAUGGCCGCUCUCGCCGCUGCUGUGAAGUGGAGGCGGACUCGGACUGCGGGCAGCGGAGCAGCGGGCGCCGGGCGCUCCGAGGUGGGGUCUUCCUGUGCGCCGGCAGCACAUUCCAGCGCGCGGCAGCGUCACGUGCUAAUAAAGGACUUCACUCCCACUG